UUGUCAAUCUAUUACAGAGGUCCAGUACAUACUGUAGGAUCUCACAGUGUGAGCCACAAUUUACAUUCCAACACUGUUCAGUGCACUGUUGUAUCACUAUAUUACUACAGUGUUAGACAGAUCGUGAAGUUAAAACCCCAGCUGGACAAGCUGGAGGAGGAAGAGGUUGGAGACAGACCAAAAUGGGACAACAAGGCCCAGUACUUGCUGACCUGUUGGCAAUGUCUGGCAGUUCCCCUGUCUGUGUCAGAGUCAUGGAGGAGGUGCAUUUAUGAUACCAUUUCUGAUCCUGCUGGUUCUUGAAGGAAUCCCACUUCUGCAUCUUGCCAUUGGUCAACGUUUAAGAAGAGGCAGUUGUAGUCUACAAUUCAUCCUUAUUUGACAGCCGUUGGUAUGAAAGUUUUGCAUAAUGUUACAACUGGUGGAGAUGUGCCUUAAAAGAAACCCUUUUAAAACAUUCCUUGGCAGGUAUUGCAUCCAUGUGUGUAUCUCUGACGAACUGUCUCUACUACAACACCAUCAUUGCCUGGAUUUUGUGGUACUUCUUCAACUCAUUUCAAGAGCCUCUGCCUUGGAGUCAGUGUCAGAUGAAUGCCAAUUUAACAGGGAGACCCUGAACACAACUCCAACGAUUGAAGAGGAUGGCGGCCUGCAGUAGUGGAUACUGUUAUGUCAUGUUUGUGUGUGGUCUGUGCUCUGUAUCUGCAUCAUUCGUGGGAUUGAGACCAUUGGGAAGGUACAGUACUUUGCACAUUGCUUACUACAGUAGUGCAGAAGAUUUUAAUGGAGCUAAAUAAUAGUUCUGUGUAUGUGACUUCAACCCUUCCAUGCGUGGUGCUGACAAUAUUUCUGAUCAGAGGAUUGACCCUAAAGGGCUCUUUGAGUAAAGGUUCUUUUCACGACAGAUGUAAGUUGCCUUUUAAAAAUUAAUUUUAGCAUUCAUGCUGGUCUUACUGCAGACGACAAAUCAGAAUGCACUGAAUAUACAGUUGUUUUAAUACUAUUUAGUAAUUACAGGAAUAACAUUUUAUUUAUAUUUAUUUAAAAUAUUAUUUUCAGUAAAAUAUAAUAACAUUUUUAUCUGUUUGGGGAAGCUGGUAACUGGUGAACUGGUAACCACCAUCUAUGGGAUCUUUUACCACAUCUUGCUAUUUUAGUCCUCUGAAUAGUCCUCAUUAGAGGUACCAUAUAGCCCAUGCAGAGCAAUAACCAGCUGAACUGUCUACUUUCCUAAUUCUUCCAGUUAACAGAGCUGGCAAAGCCAUCAACAUGGCUCGAUGCAGGUGCUCAAGUUUUCUAUUCCUUCUCUCUGGUUUUUGGUGGUCUUAUUUCCUUCUCCAGCUACAACUCAGUGCAGUAAGUUGUUGUUUGAACCUGCGUCAUUUAAAGUUACUGGUAAUCCACUUUUCCACCAUCCUAAACCUGGAGAUUUCAUAUAAUUACUUGAACAUAAGCACUGAUUUUGCACCUAGAAUUGAUCUGGAGUUUACCAUUUCACAACCGUAAGCACCCGAUAUUCUUUUCUUUUGUUUCAGAGACAUUUUGUCUAAUAAUGGCAAAUCUAGUGAACAUAGGAUCUUAGUAUAAGCCCAUAAUAGAUUUCUAUCCCAGGGCCCUGUUGUGGGUUGAUCCUUCAGUGGGGUUAACUAUGAUUUGACAGCUAUAGUCUACCAAGUGAUUAAACAAUUAGAUUUUGAGGCUGGGAGGAGGUGCUGGCCCAGAAGGAAGUUGACUUUGAGUCAUGUAAUGAAGGUACACCUAUCUGUCCAGCUGGGGUCACUAUUGUGACGUGUUAACAGUGUGGCGUGUUUGAGAAGUGAAUUAAAUACUGAUUAAACCAGCUGCAUAUUGUUAUUUUGAAUCCCUUAGUUUCUAAGUCUGAUAAGGAAUUCCAUACACACUAAAUGUUUUUUCCCAGUGUAAGUGGUGUUUGGUAAUUACUGCUGACUGAAAUAUCUCAGACUGUGUGCAAAUAACAGUAAUGUCAACUGUACCACGUAACAAAUUAAAUAGGCAUGUGUACUAUCACAGUUUUACUCCCUGAGUUCCUUAUUUAUGCUGCUUUUAUCGCUUAUGUUAUCAACAUCAUGUCAUGUCUUUACACAAGGGCUUUUUAUUAAACAAACAAACCACAUUGUUCCCACAACUUCAAGUGCCAACAAGAAAAAUUAGGCUGACAAAGCAAAUGUCGCCCCUGCGUCUUCUGAUACAAACAGGUAACAAGUCACCAGACUCUUCAGACAAAGUAGCCACAAGUCAGACAAAAAAUUAUACAACUUUUCAAGCUAAACUUGCUAAUUAUCUUGAUUAAUACAAAUUUAUUUCCAAUUACUUCUCACUGUGCACAACUGUAACUCACUGUUAAUUACAUUUUUAAUUUUAGUGUGCAUGUUUUUUUCCCCAGUGAAGGUCAAUCUAGAAACCGACCAGGGGGAUUAUAAUAUGUUACCUGGAUCUCACCAAUGAUUUAGAGAGCGAUAAUACUUCAGUGGUUAUGUGACUGUAGCACGUUUGUUUCUUGUAAAAUAUUGAUAGUAAAACGUCCAGUGAUUGAACUGAAUGACCUUCAACCAUAAGGCAAUGCCAAUGCUUUUUUUUUAAGGUGAAGUCAAUUGCCUACUGAAAAUUGUUGUCGGUUAUCACAAUAUCUUUGGCCAAUAUCAUUGCUUUUAAAUUUGCUUUAUUUCAAGGGACAUUUCUGAUUCCUUAUGUCAUUGCCUUGGGGUUUGAGGGACUUCCUCUGCUGCACAUGAAACUGGCCAUUGAACAACGGCUCUGUACGGGAAGUGUUGGAAUGUGGAAUUCCCCCAUAUCACGGAGGUUUAGGUGUGGCUUCCAUGGCAGUAUCCUUCCUAGUUGGUCUGUUCUGCAUGAUCUUGGCCUGGAUCCUCUGGUACUUCUUACACACCUUUCAAAGUCUGCUUCCCCCAUUAAACUUCAUCAUACAAUCAUACUGGCUAUGUAAGUGAAUGUGAAAAGAGCUCACCAGUGAACUAUUUUUGGUAUCGUGAGACACUGAACAUAACACCAAACAUCGAAACCAGUGGGUCAUUACAGUGGUGGCUCGUGCUGUGUCUUGCACCUGCUUGGUGCCUCGUGUACAUCUACUUCAUACGUGGAAUUGAGACUAUUGGAAAGUUUUUUCAACAGGCUAUUUACAUAAUUCUUGGUCAGCGCCUUGUUUCUGUCUGGAGCCACCGAUGGCUUAAUAUACUGUAUCUCUUCACGCCAAAUUGGGAACCCCUUAAAAAACCCUGAGGUCUGGUUGGAUGCUGCUAAUCAGAUCUUUUUCUCUUUGUCUUUGGCCUUUGGGGGACUUUUUCCAGUUAUAAUGCUCAGAAGAAUAAUUGUGAGAGAGAUGCUCUAAUUGAUGGAUGUGUUGUGAUGUGGGAUGUGUGAACAGUUUUACGUUAUGCAUCAAUUCCUAUUUUUGCCAUUCUUGGAUUUAAAGCAAAUGAAAAUUACAAUGACAGCAAACAUUAAUAUGUACCAUUGAGGAACAUAUUUUGACAAAUGCAUUUAACAUCAGGAAUGAAAACAUAACUCUUGAAAACUAUGAUGACUGGUUAAAUUAUCUCAACACAACUGAUCCCUCAAAGGUUGAAAGCCUCAAUAUAAAGACCUGUAAUCUACAGACUUUCUUGGACCAAGUAGUACAUCUGUUGCUAUUAAAAUUGUUUUGAUUUUAACAGUUUUCUCAAUUAAGUGUUGUGAGGUGGUUGUGUAUGAGAUCAUGUAUUACAUCCUACCUGUAGAGCGCCUCUGGAACCAGCCAGGCCUUCAUUGUGUUUAUUGAGGUGGUGAUAAAAAUGCCAGGCUCUCAGGUGUGGGUGGUGCUCUUCGACUUGUCCUCCAUGUUUGGAAAUCUAAUCCUUACUCGCCAGCUGCACCUACACAUGGUUCCACCCUGGCUUCCUAAGGAAAUUUUCACAGGUUUAAUGACGACAUUGAAUGGAUGACAGGUCGGAGACCAAACAUCUACUGGCAGCCCACUUGGCGCUUCAUCAGUCCUUUGAUGCUUCUGGUGGUUUUUGUGGCAUACGUUGAGGCUGAAAAAUGCCUGGAACCCAGAUUACAUAACAAAAAUGAUUUUACAGUUGCUGUACAAAAUCACUGUGUAGAAUUUCUUAAAUCUAGCACACAAUGAAAAAAAGACAUUGACUUUCUACUCCAUUACACCUACAGCUGCACUUCCCCCUUGCUGAUGUUCUGCACUAUCCUGAAUGGGUUUCUGUUAUCUGUGUGCUCUUAUCUGUCCUUCCUGUUGUCUCCAUCCCUCUUGUGGCUCUCUACAAAUUCAUGGGCUUCCUGAAGAAGUACAUAAUGAACAGGCACAACCAAAACCCAUUUGCAAAUGAAUUCUAUCAGGGAGAAUUGUAAUUAAAAAUUAUUUAGCUGUUUUAUCUGAUCGGUGGUCAGGACUACCGUGGUACAUGUGAGAUAUUUUGUCAUUUAAUAACUUCUUCUUACUGAUUAUUUUCAUAUUGUUUUCUAUCUUUUGUAUAGUAAGGUAUUACUAAUAUUGUUAAUUAACAUUAUUUUGUUAAUUUCAUUCCUUUCAUUCAUUGUCUAUCAUAAUCGGAAUUGUGCUUUGGCAACACAUGUCAAAUGUCAUGCCAGUAAAGCCUACUGAAUUGAAAUUAAUUAUUGCAAGCUUCUAAUUACAUUACAGUUGAAAUGACAUUAUCACUAGCAUAGUAUAUUGGCAUUAGCAGCUGUAAUUUUAGUAUAUUUGCUAAAUUAAAACAUUCAUUUACACAAGUGUAUUUCUAUUGGUGAAGGAAAUGCAAACACUGUCAGCCAGAUCAAAUCAAUGCAGGACAAUAUCCCUGAGAAAAAAUAUUAACAACAGAAUACCAAAGGCUAGAAGUGAAUAUCAGGUUUGUGUUAAUAUUUGAUUAAAGGAAGACAACAGUUAAUUUCCUGUGUUUAUGUUUUGAAUGGGAACAAACAGAGAGUGAUGGAUAACUUUUCUGAAUGGUUUUGUGAUAAGCACAUUAUUAAUUCUUGAAAAAAAAUAUCACAAUGAUUUUCAGAACUAAUGUGUACAAGCAAUGCCACACAAGCUGAUACUUGUAGCAAUGUUGUGUUUGUAUGUAACAACAUCAUCACCAUCAUAAUUUCUUAAUAUUAUAAUGGAUAUAAUAUCAUCUUGAAAUUCACAUUCCCGUCUGCCUGGGGAACAGCUUUUGUUAUGUGAUAUACAGUAAUACAGUUAUGUGCUUUCUACCCUCGGUUACCUGCAAGUGUGAAGAGUGAUGUAGUGUUGCAUGAUGUGCCCUUUAUGUAACUUUUUUGCACGUCAACAGUGGAUGCGGGUGUAUACCAGUAGCCUAGUAGGACUGUGCUGCCUGAGGGUGCAUGCAUGUGCUCACUGACCAUGCGCAUGUGUAUGCAUGUGUGUAUUUUGAGUCAUACAAGUUACAGAGUUGUCCUUUUUGUGGUGUGGGUGGACAGUGAUAUUGUCCUCUCAGUGUCACGUGCUUUGGAAUAUGCUGGCUGCUUUUGUUGUCCCUCUGCCUGUUCUGCUUUUCUGGCACUUUCAUACAAUGGUGCACUUGAACACUGUGAUGUUAUUAAGCCUUUCAAACUACUACAGCUUGAAUUCCAGCUCUCAGGAAAGACUAGCAUCCCAAUGUAGGAUACAUGGCACAAGAUAAAUCAUCGAGGAACAGCAGCAAGGAUUGAGUGUAACAUCAGAACAAAGGCGAUGUCCCAGCGAGCAGAUGCCUCCCAGUGUGGUGGGGUUGUGGUCGAGUUUGAGUCUGAUGACAUCAGGGAUGCGAGAGCUAAAAAAGCUAGGAGAAUACCAGGUUCAGCACUUAUCUACCUCAAGGGUCCCAAGUUUCUCAUCUAUGUCAGUGGAGCAUUGUCAAUGUGGGGUGACCGCAUGUGGCACUUUGCAAUCUCUGUGUUCCUGAUUGAGCUGUAUGGCCGUAACCUGCUGUUGACGGCGGUGUUUGGACUGGUAGUGGCUGGGUCAGUGCUACUACUUGGUGCUUUGAUUGGAGACUGGGUUGAUCGCAAUCCCAGGAAUAAAGUUGCACACGCAUCUCUUUUCAUUCAGAACAUCUCAGUGACAGUAUGUAGCAUUGUGCUCAUGUUGGUGUUCUUAUAUAAGCAAAGGAUUGAACAGAUCUGGGAUGGAUGGCUUACUGUGGUUUGUUAUACGGUGGUGAUCGUCCUGGCAGAUGUGGCAAACCUUGCAAGCACAGCACUGACCAUUGCCAUUCAGAGGGACUGGAUUGUGGUUAUCACAGGCUACAACAGAGGUCACCUAGCUGGAAUGAAUGCAACCAUGAGGCGGAUAGAUCAGGUGACUAACAUCCUGGCCCCACUAGCAGUGGGACAGGUCAUGACCCUGGCCUCCAAUGUAGUUGGUUGUGGUUUCAUCCUGGGCUGGAACCUUGUGUCUCUCAUUGUGGAGUUCUUCUUCUUGUCACGGGUGUACCGCAUCGUCCCUGCUCUUUCAAUCAAACCACCAGUGAUGGAGGACAAUCAGGUGUAUCUGCAGAGGAUGGAGAGGAGAAGGUCACAAGAGGAAGAUAACGUUGCACAACCUCAACCUCUGACAGAAGGUAACUGCAACACAAGCCUGCACCUAAAAGAAAUCAACGACCUGCCACUGUGUUUCCGGAGGUUUCGCUGGCUGGUGAGCACCUGUAAGGACGGCUGGAGGGCUUACUAUCGCCAGCCUGUCUUCCUGGCAGGAAUGGGUCUGGCUUUCCUCUACACCACAGUCCUGGGCUUUGACUGCAUCACCACUGGCUAUGCCUAUACUCAGGGCAUAAGCGGCUCUCUCCUUAGUCUGCUGAUGGGUGUAUCAGCUAUCACAGGGCUGAUGGGCACUGUGAUGUUCACCAGACUCAGGAAGACCUAUGGCCUGAUUAACACAGGUAUCAUCUCAAGUUGCCUUCACCUGGGCUGCUUGCUGCUGUGUGUGUGCUCUGUGUUUGCUCCUGGCAGCCCUAUGGAUCUUAGCUUGCUGAUGCCCUACAUUACCUCUAACUCCUCUUCUGAGCUUGGAGGGAUGACAAGCCAAAGGCAAAAACACACUUACCCUCUUAGGGGAGGCAACAAUCAGCCACUGCUGCCCGACCGCUCCUCCAUACACUGGACCAACAACACUGUGCUUUUUGACAACGUGCCCGCUGGCACAGCGCCAGAAUCUUACAUCUCCAUUAUCCUGCUGUUCUUGGGUGUCAUCACAGCACGCAUUGGUCUCUGGUCCUUCGAUCUGACAGUGACUCAGCUCCUGCAGGAGAACAUCUGUGAGUCAGAGAGAGGUGUGGUAAACGGGGUGCAGAGCUCUAUGAAUUACCUGAUGGAUCUGCUACACUUCAUCAUGGUGAUCUCCGCUCCACAGCCAGAGCACUUUGGCAUCCUAGUUAUCAUUUCUGUUUUAUUCAUCACCACUGGGCACACUAUGUACUUCCUGUAUGCACACAAAGCCAAGAGAAAACGCCGCCUUGACACAUAAGGAGCAGACAUGGUCCACACAUCCAGGCAUGAGAUGCUUACCAGCAUUGACUCCACUCUGCACCUGUGAAAUGAAUGUCUCCCUCCUGUUACUUCAGCAAUCUUAUUGCAACACUCCACUCCCGACUUAGCCAUUCAUUUCAGCACAACACAGCAAGUGCCUGUCCCACCUAGGUUGCUUUCUUCCUGCAGGGCCAUGUGCCAUAGCAGCAAACAAGAACUCAGGUGAAAUAGAGUGGGAGACACGCUCUCCCUUCGUGUACAUAAGUUGAGGUGGCUACAAUAAAUGCAGCAAUGGUACCUCCAGGGAAUGUCCGAAUCUAACGUACAACAGGACACAAAGGUAACGGCUAAGGAACCAGCACACGCCUUUGCAAACCCUGUAGGAUUACUGCAAGACUUUCAUCAAACAAGCCUGUUAACUUACAUAGCUUUUUGGAUGGGAGGGUGGAUGGAUGGAGAGAUUUUUCUAACCUUCACUCAGUAAAGAACUGGUGUUGUGAGGAAAACUUAACCGUGAUACAAAAAAAAUACAAACAAGACGAGACAGUACUUCUACAAGUGGCAUCGAUGUUACUGAUCCGUCCACUUGGAAAUAUUUCAGGAUGUCCAAAAAGGAACAUAAAGGGAACUUGAUGUGAGAUUGUUUCAUUAACAAAAAAAUCUGAAAGGCAGCCCCCCUUUUAAUGGACAGAAGCAUUUCCUUCCCCUGGUUUGUUUCUCUGUGGAUGAAUCAAGCAAACAUUUGCCUUUCUUUUAUGCAUGUAAACCUGGCUUAUGGAUUAUAACAACAAAAACAUUAUCACGUCACGCCAUGUACUUUAGUCAAACUUCAUACAAACUAUUUUAUUCUAAUUGCUUGUGUACUUAGAUAAAUAGUUUCCAAACUUUCUUUCCUUCCAAUAUAAAGAGUGAUAUUAAUAGUUUUAUAGAAAUCCAAGAGGAAAGCAAUCUUUAUUUUGUGACAUGUUUGAAAUCAGUGAUAGCUAUAUGUUGAUAGCAAAUGUCGAUCACUGCCAUCAGCAGCGUUGUAUCAUACUUUGCUUCAUUCUUUUGUAGUUCUGAUGAACUAAACAUUACCUUACCUCAGCUAAGAACAACAACACUGUUGGGAAUAUGUUUUCAUAUCUACUUCAUGUACAGUGAAAAUAACAUCAAAGUUUAACCUUUUGUCAUACAACCAGCAACACACUUCAAUAUAUUUGUAUAAUUUUCCUGUGACAUUUCCGUAUUGUAUGUUGUCCUUAUUUUUCAGACUGAUAAUUAUGAUAAUAAAGAUAACUGAAUAUGA
Molecule: messenger RNA, 8770 nt
Organism: Siniperca chuatsi (mandarin fish)
Lineage: Eukaryota; Metazoa; Chordata; Actinopteri; Centrarchiformes; Sinipercidae
Product: solute carrier family 40 member 1
Exons: 18
Coding region: 5711-7480 (589 amino acids)
Biological process (GO): iron ion transmembrane transport
Cellular component (GO): membrane
Molecular function (GO): iron ion transmembrane transporter activity
Source: RefSeq, a predicted model, not a curated record